Messenger RNA from Toxotes jaculatrix (banded archerfish), 2306 nucleotides. It is a transcript of the gene rxraa, whose product is annotated as retinoid X receptor, alpha a. The record is from RefSeq and is a predicted model, not a curated record. Gene Ontology annotation, biological process: anatomical structure development; positive regulation of transcription by RNA polymerase II; negative regulation of transcription by RNA polymerase II. The transcript has 11 exons. Bases 315 to 1829 code for a protein of 504 amino acids. Gene Ontology annotation, molecular function: nuclear steroid receptor activity; retinoic acid-responsive element binding; nuclear receptor activity. Gene Ontology annotation, cellular component: nucleus; RNA polymerase II transcription regulator complex. Lineage: Eukaryota; Metazoa; Chordata; Actinopteri; Toxotidae.
UGCUGUACACCGAGCACGAGAGGGAGAGGAGAGGAGUGUGAGCGCAGCAGCUGAGUGAACAAACACAGGCACAAAGCUUAGGUUAUCUUCUGAGACUACCAGACAUCGACCUGUCACUUUUUUUUUUUUUUUUUUUUACCGCUUUGAGUCCCGUCUUCUUGAAGAGGACCGCGGUGGCAGCGGCGGCAGCAGCAGCAGCAGCAGCACCCUGGUCUGCUCUGCUCUGCUCGAGCAGCGGCAGCGGCAGCAACCGCCUGUGAAAAACUCCCAAACGCGGUCGUCUCAGCUGGCAUGAGCUAACCUACCACACCGACAUGGAAACCAAACCAUUCUUGUCAUUGGGGUUCCUGAAGCCCCAGUGCUCACUGGCUCCUCCCAUGCAGCGAGGUCGCUCAGGCGAAGCUUGUUCCUGUUUCAGCGGCGUGUGUCCCCUCCAUCAGCGUCGCCUAUCCUCAGACUCUUCAGGUCAGAUGACCUCCUCACCCCUGGGCUCACCCACAUCCCACCGAGGAAUGCACCCGUCUCUGCUCAGCCCGACGUCCAUGGGGCCCUCUGGCUCUCUUCACUCACCCAUCAGCACACUGAGCUCACCCAUGAACGGCAUGCCCUCACCCUUCUCCGUCAUCAGCUCGCCCAUGGGCCCUCACUCCAUGAACUCGCCGGGCAUGGGUUACGGCCCCAGCGUCAGCCCCCAGAUGUUCCAGCUGAACUCUCCGAUGAACUCGGUCAGCAGCACGGAGGACAUUAAGCCCCCGCUGGGCCUCAACGGUGUGAUGAAGGUUCCCGCCCAGCCCUCAGGCACGGUGCUGUCGCUCACCAAACACAUCUGUGCCAUCUGUGGCGACCGCUCCUCAGGUAAACACUAUGGGGUAUACAGCUGUGAAGGCUGCAAAGGUUUUUUCAAAAGGACGGUGCGCAAAGACCUGACCUACACCUGUCGUGACAACAAGGACUGUGUCAUCGAUAAACGCCAGAGGAACCGUUGCCAGUACUGUCGCUACCAGAAGUGUUUAGCCAUGGGCAUGAAGAGAGAAGUUUUGUUACAUGCAGCCGUUCAGGAGGAGCGCCAGCGAGCCAAGGAGAAAAAUGAGAACGAGGUGGAGUCCACCAGCUGCGCCAACGAGGACAUGCCCGUGGAGAAGAUCCUGGAAGCCGAACAGGCGGUGGAACCCAAAACGGAGACCUACAUUGAGACCAACCUUGGUGUGCCAUCUAACUCGCCCAACGACCCAGUGACAAAUAUCUGUCAGGCGGCUGACAAGCAACUCUUUACUCUGGUGGAGUGGGCCAAGAGGAUCCCACAUUUCUCUGAGCUGCCGCUGGACGACCAGGUCAUCCUUCUACGAGCAGGUUGGAAUGAGCUCCUCAUUGCAUCAUUUUCGCACCGUUCGAUAGCGGUUAAAGACGGGAUUCUGUUGGCAACCGGGCUGCAUGUCCACCGCAACAGCGCCCAUAGUGCCGGAGUGGGAGCCAUCUUUGACAGAGUGCUCACAGAGCUGGUGUCUAAGAUGAGGGACAUGCAGAUGGAUAAGACAGAACUGGGGUGCCUUCGAGCUAUAGUCCUUUUCAACCCAGACUCUAAAGGUCUGUCCAACCCAGGUGAGGUAGAAGCCCUGAGAGAGAAAGUCUAUGCGUCUUUAGAGGCCUACUGCAAACAGAAAUACCCCGAGCAGCCUGGCAGGUUUGCCAAGCUGUUGCUGCGGUUACCGGCGCUCCGCUCUAUUGGCCUCAAGUGUCUGGAGCACUUGUUCUUCUUUAAGCUCAUCGGCGACACGCCCAUUGACACCUUCCUCAUGGAGAUGCUAGAAGCUCCGCAUCAAAUGACAUAAUACCAUAGAGGGUUGAGGCCUCCCCAACCCUUCCAACUCCUCCUCCUCCUCCUUCCUCCCUUACAUCUCCCACCAGCCCUGGAUCAGGAGCAGGGUCCUUUUUUAAAAUCCUGUCUCCAGCAAAGGACAGAUCAUGUGACGACUUCGGACGGAGAACCUCACCCUUCCUUCCUCCCUUCUCUCCUCGGCUCCCUUUGAUGUGUUUCGAAAACAAACAAUGAAAUCAUCAUGUCUAUGGGUCUGUUUUAUACCUUGUAAAAAUAUAUAAAUAAGAAAUAUAUAUAUAUGGAAAAAAAAUCACACGACAACAUGAGCGACAGCGGACUGAAAUGAGGGGGGGGACAGAGGACAAAAGAAACGUAUUGAGCCAUCGUUUUCAUCUUUGCUGUUCCCACACCUUGACAAGAAAAAGCAGAGAUGAUCAGGUUUUAACGCCCACGGUUAUGCUUCCAGGUAUAUAUAUAUAUAUAUAUAUAU